AUGGCAGAGGAAGUUUUAAUCGAGAAAGGCCGAGAAAUUACAGGGCAUUUAACCUCAACCCUGCUCGCAGCAGCAUUUCUCUCAUCUUUUGGCAGCUCCAUGCUUUUUGGUUACAACCUAGCUAUAGUCAAUUCUCCUGCUCAGUACAUAAAGGACUUUUAUAACCGCACUGCAGUGAGGCGUCAUGGGAGCGGUCUGAGCAGUGACAGCAUCACAGUGCUUUACUCCAUUACCGUGUCCAUUUUUGCCAUUGGUGGACUGGUAGGCUCCCUCACUGUGGGAAUGCUGGUAACCAAAUUUGGAAGAAGAGGGACACUGGUGAACAGCACAGUUCUAGUGUUUGUAGCUGGUGGCCUCAUGGGCUUUAGCAGGCAUACUGACAUUCCUGAGUUGAUCAUCAUCGGUCGCUUCAUCACAGGAAUACAUUCAGGGAUCUCUCUUAGUGUAGUGCCCAUGUUCCUGGGAGAAAUUGCCCCAAAGAACCUGCGUGGUUUCCUGGGCCUUGUGCCAAGCAUCUUCAUCUGUAUUGGAGUUUUCAUUGCUCAAGUUCUGGGACUUCAUGAAGUCCUUGGAAAGGAAGAGCACUGGCCUCUUUCCUUUUCUCUGGUUGUGGUUCCAACCUUUAUUCAACUAAUGCUAUUGCCAUGGUUUCCUGAGAGUCCUCGUUACUUGUUGAUUGAGAAACACAACAUUCAUGCCACUCUCAAUGCUCUGAGGUGGUAUAGGACAAAAGCUAAUAUCCAGGCAGAGGUGGAGGAGAUGCAGAAGGAGCAACGCUCACUCUCUUCAGUGAGGACUAUCUCAGUGUUUGAGCUGCUUAAAGACAGAGCUGUACGCUGGCAGGUCAUAUCUGUCAUGGUCAUCAACGUGGGCAUGCAGCUGUCUGGCAUUGAUGCAAUUUGGUUCUACACAAACGCCAUCUUUGAGAAUGCAGGAAUCUCUGCCUCGCAGAUUCAGUACACAACAGUGGGCACAGGUGCCAUUGAGGUCAUUGCUGGACUCAUUGGGUGUUUUAUUAUUGAGCGAGUAGGUCGCAAGCCUCUGAUGAUUGGUGGAUUCAGCAUUAUGGGCAUGUGCUGUGCAGGCAUCACCCUUUCCCUUAUUCUGCAGGCUCACGUGCCCUUCAUGCACUAUGUCAGCGUGACCUGCGUGGUGGGCAUCAUUGCAGGAUUCUGCAUUGGGCCUGCUGGAGUGUCCUUCCUCAUGACAGCUGAGCUGUUUAAGCAGUCUCACAGAUCUUCAGCUUACAUCAUUGGGGGUGCGCUCAACUGGUUAUCUAACUUUGCUGUCGGAUUUGUCUUCCCAUUCCUACAGAUGUCAGCAGGGGCUUUCUGUUACCUGGUGUUUUUCUGCGUUUGUGUGGGUGUGGCAGCCUAUGUCUUCUUCAUCAUCCCUGAGACAAAGAACAGGACGUUUGUGGAGAUCAGCCAGAUGUUCGCAUCUAAGAACAACUUUGAGCUUGAGGGUGAACAGCUGCCCAUCACUAAGCAUCUUGGCUUCAGGAUGAACAGAUAUGGAGCAAUGGAGAAGACGGGAAUAGAGGAGAUGUACACAUGGAGUGACAACGAAUCCUGCGAGACCCAUCAUACUAGACUAUACCAUAACAACACCUCGGACCUGGCGUAUUCCACAACAACUUUGAUUGGGUAGUGAAUCUGAGAAGAUGCAGGUCAUCUGAAAGGCCUCAAGACAUCUGAGAUAGAUUUACCUGGACACGCAAGAUUAUUCAAUGCCUAUCUGCCAUUCUUCAUAUUAG
This is a messenger RNA of Neoarius graeffei (lesser salmon catfish), 1756 nucleotides long. It is a transcript of the gene slc2a15b, whose product is annotated as solute carrier family 2 member 15b. Gene Ontology annotation, molecular function: hexose transmembrane transporter activity. Bases 1 to 1650 code for a protein of 549 amino acids. Gene Ontology annotation, biological process: monosaccharide transmembrane transport. The transcript is spliced from 13 exons. Gene Ontology annotation, cellular component: membrane. The record is from RefSeq and is a predicted model, not a curated record. Lineage: Eukaryota; Metazoa; Chordata; Actinopteri; Siluriformes; Ariidae.